Messenger RNA from Symbiodinium natans, 1395 nucleotides. Lineage: Eukaryota; Dinophyceae; Suessiales; Symbiodiniaceae. The record is from the annotation of a GenBank genome assembly.
AUGGAGCAGGGAAAGCCAGGAGUGGUGGUGAAGAACACCUUUUUGGAGGUUGGAGAUCACAUGCCAGCUUUCUCUGACUGGCGCCGGCAAAUGUCAGAGCCAGUCAAGAUCUACACCAGCCCAGCCGACGAGGAAGAAGACGAGGCAGAGGUGCCGGAAGAGAUGCCGCCCCUGCCCUUCGCCAUGACACCGCCCUCGACAUCAUCCACACACCCUGGCCAUCCUCAGCCCGGUAUGCCCGGCGCCAUGCCCGGCGCCAUGUCCGGUGUGCCCGGCGCGGUUCCCGGUGCGAUCCCGCCUGGGGCACUGCCCGGAGCGCUGGGCCCAAGCCCAACGCCGUGCUUUGAGGCCCCUCAGCAGCCCAUGAUGCCACGACAGGGGGUUCGAGAGCAAGGCAGAAGGGACAUUCGAAAUGGUCAAGCCAUAAAUCAGUUGAAAAACAACGACAUCACCAGCAAGGAGCCUCCAUGGAAUGAUGUCACCACCGUAAUGAUGAGAAACUUGCCCAACAAGUACAGGCAGCAAAUGCUCUUAGAUGAGCUCGCCGAUGCCGGUUUCCGUGCGCAGACCGAUUUCGAUUUCUUUUAUCUUCCAAUGGACCACAGCAAUGCUGCAAACUUGGGCUAUUGCUUCAUCAAUUUUACGGAACCUGCUUUAGCGAACGCAUUUGCAGCAGCGUUCCAAGGCAAGAAGAUGCGCCGUUUCAACUCGCACAAGACUGUGGUUGUCAUGCCUGCAUCAAUCCAGGGAUACGAAAGAAACUACAAGUAUUACUCUUCGACCCGGGUGGCGCAGGCAGAGGACCCUGCAUACCGGCCUUUGUUCCUGAAGAACAUGGACGACUUGCCGCAGGACAAGAAGGGUGCUGGCAAAGGAGGCAAAGGCUUCGACAAAGCUGGCAAGGGUAGCAAGAAAGGCUCGAAGGACAAGGGUGGUCCCAAAGGAUCGGACGGCAAAGGGGUGGAGGCUUUUUCACGCCUGGCCUUCAUGGGCUUGGAUGAUCCAAACUCUGCGCAGGGAGACUGGGCGCCAAUGGCAGAUCAGAUGCCGUGGCAGCCACAGCCCGUCAUGCAGGCUCCAUACCCUGGAGGGUGCGGCGGCGGGCGUAGCGGCAACAUGGUUGCCUGCGAGCACUGCGGCAAUAUGUGCAAUGCCGACCAUAGGUUUUGCUCUGCCUGCGGCCACCCAGUCCGGAAGAGUGGAGGCUCUUCAAACACCAUGCCAUCAAUGCCUGCGAGAGGGGGGCCGACCGCAGGAGCCCCGAUGAUGAACGGCAUUCCCAUGGCUUGUGGCCCUGUCUGGGGUUGUGGCGGCUGCGGCGGCUGCUGCGGCUGCGGCGGCUGCGGCUGCGGCGGCUGCGGCUGUGGCUGCGGCGGGGCAUGCACCAAGAUUUAG